Molecule: messenger RNA, 1979 nt
Organism: Aplosporella prunicola CBS 121167
Lineage: Eukaryota; Fungi; Ascomycota; Dothideomycetes; Botryosphaeriales; Aplosporellaceae
Exons: 5
Coding region: 79-1602 (507 amino acids)
Biological process (GO): proteolysis; response to toxic substance; L-homocysteine catabolic process
Cellular component (GO): cytoplasm
Molecular function (GO): cysteine-type aminopeptidase activity
Source: RefSeq, a predicted model, not a curated record
UCUCCCUCGUUAACCCCCUCUUUCACUUCUACUCCCACUCUCGUUGUGCUUCUCACCCCCCUAUCGCUAGCCGUCAACAUGGGCAUCACCCAGUCCCAGAUUCCCGAGGCCACCGCGCAGGACACGCUGGUGGAGAGGCUGCGUGCUCUGGAGAUGAAGCACGAAGCGAAGAUCGUGGACAAGGACUAUGUUUAUCUCGGCGAAGAUCCACCGCCGAGUUACACGCCGUACCAACAGGAUGUCUCCGUUGCGGAGCUAGAGCAGUGGGCGACCGAGCUUCUGCAAGACCCGAAGAACCGUCUCGCUGUUUCAGCCUUCACUACAAAUGCCGCGACCUCGAUCAUCUCCCAGCCCAGCGCUGCCGUCAAGGACCGCCAGGUGUUCAAUAUCAAGGUACCGUUUGAGGGUGCGCCGGUUACGAACCAGCGCGCGUCUGGACGAUGCUGGCUCUUUGCGUCUACAAACGUCUUCCGGGUCGCCAUUAUGAAGAAGUACAGGCUUAGCAAGUUCGAGCUGAGCCAGGCGUACCUCUUCUACUGGGACAAGAUUGAGAAGGCGAACUACUUUUUGGAAAGUAUCUUGGACACGGUGAACGAGCCUCUUGAUGGCCGUCUCCUGCAGACGCUGUUGGCCAGCCCGGUCGGAGACGGCGGACAGUGGGACAUGGUUGCCAAUCUCGUAGAGAAGUACGGGCUGGUCCCGCAAGCGCUAUACCCAGAUUCCUUCAACGCCAUGAACAGCUCUUUGAUGGACCGCCUGAUCACCACCCGGCUCCGCGAGCAUGCCUUGAAGCUCCGCAAACUGGCAUCCAACAAGUCACCCAGCACGAUGUCCUCGCUGGCUGGAGCAAAAGACAAGAUGAUGCGGGAAAUCCACCUGAUUUUGACUCUAAUGCUCGGGCCCCCUCCCUCACCCACAAAGGCCUUCACGUGGGAGUACUACGACAAAGACGGUAACUUCCACACGAUAAUCACGCGCCCCACGGCCUUUGCAAAGGAGCUCUCAGACAACCGCACCGUGCGCGCCUGCGGCGGAACCGACGUGCACCGCCUCUUCAGCUUGGUCAACGACCCACGCAACGAGUACAACACCCGUCUUUCGGUCUCGCGCCUGGGCAACGUGUGGGGCGGGCGACCCAUCAACUACGUCAACGUCUCAAUGGACACCAUGAAGCCCGCGGUCAUCGAGAUGCUGAAGCGCGGCUUCCCGGUCUUCUUCGGCUGCGACGUAGGCAAGUUCUCGGACUCGAAGAAAGGCAUCAUGGACACCGCGCUGUUUGACUACGAGCUGGGGUUCAAUGUCAAGCUGGGCUUGAGCAAGGCGGAGCGCCUGAUGGUUGGCGAGAGCGCCAUGACGCACGCGAUGGUGCUGACGGCCGUGCAUGUGGACGAGGGAGGGAAGCCGGUGCGCUGGCGCGUGCAGAACAGUUGGUCUGACACUGCAGGCGACGAGGGGUACUUUGUCAUGAGCGAUGAGUGGAUGGACGAGUUUGUCUAUCAGGCUGUUGUGGAUUUGAGCGUCGUGCCGAAGGAGGUUCGGAAGGUGCUGGAGCAGGAGCCGCGCAUGCUGGAGUUGUGGGAUCCUAUGGGCGCACUUGCUUGAGAGAAGCGACGGUAACGAUGGAUGCUGGGUACUUGGGAGGUUUUCGGGUUAUGUGGGCGUUUGGUUGGGGAUUAUCUGUGGAGAUGGGCUGGUGUUGCUGAUGUGGCAUUCGCGAAUGCUGAGGCGGGAAUGUUGGAUGUUUUUGGGGUUUAGAGUAGAAUGUAUUGUUUUCUACAUUGCGGACUCUGGGUGCGUUGCUGUGGGUGAAGUGGGAUUGUGGAGAUAGGUAGUGUCGAUCUGUGAGAUCGGCUGGGAGUGGGUUGUUGAUAUGUUUGAUGUUUGAUGUGGAGUUUUGCGUGGUGCGGGGAAUUGGUGGGGGAAACGGUCGUCUAUGCUAGCAUUCUUGAGCUGCGGCUUGUGGGACUUUUCACAAUGAC